Molecule: messenger RNA, 372 nt
Organism: Fraxinus pennsylvanica
Lineage: Eukaryota; Viridiplantae; Streptophyta; Magnoliopsida; Lamiales; Oleaceae
Source: the annotation of a GenBank genome assembly
AUGGUUCGUUAUGGCCCUACACCAAUUAAUUUCCAACAAAUGUGGACUACACAUGAGAGCUUUAAGGAUUAUGUGUUAAAGAUAUGGGAAGAGAACUCAGAUGAAAGUGGUUUAUGGCACCUAGUUGGAAAACUAAAAAGGUUGAGGACUACACUACGUAUGUGGAACAAAGAGGUGUUUGGGUGGACGCAGGAACACAUUCAGCAGCUGGAAAAAGAGUUAGAAGAGUUGGAUGCUAGCCUACAACUGGCUCACUCGAAGGAGAUAAAAUAUACCUAUUUAACUACAAAAGUAGAACUUGACACUUGGGAGAAGAGAGAAAGGGAUGCCCCUAGCACAAAUAGCAAAGCAAAGGUGGAUUGUGAAAGGUGA